GAGGCGCAGCAGGGGAGAGAACAGGGACAACACCGGCCGAAGGGAGACGGUGUGUACGAGGGAACGCGCUUAGGGGUGGGGGCGCCGAAAUCGUGCGGCAGGGAUCUCCGCAUGCGGGAAGGCAGACUCUGAUGGUCAAUCGGGCGCCGCGCACCGCAGCAGCGACGCGUCACUGCACCCCUGUUUUGGGAGUCGGGCACGUGCUUCUUUCCUCUCCACCGACGCCGCGCGUUCAACUGCACUCCGGCUCGCAGCGUCUCGUCCGCAGUCAGCCAGGCGCGAUAAACUCCGAUAAACCGCCGAGAAGAGCCGCGCUUCUUCACGCUCCUUGUAUCCGGAAAGCGUUACCAUCAAGACACAUCCUGGAUAUUCUUGUUUCUUUUGUACGGCAUUGAUUCGAACGUUAUUUCGCGCUUGACCAAGAAUCUCGUGAGCACCUGCUACGCAUCGCGAUCUUGAGGACGCGAUUCCCGUCUCUCGGAUCUGUCAUCGGUGCCUCGUUCAUAAUUGACAACAACAAUUCGCGUUUAAUCGCAACAGUGUGGAUUCAUCGUGGCGAGAUUCGAUGCACUCUCUGCGUUAAACUGUGCAAUUCUAGUGUAUCAGUGAGAUCAGAAGUUGAGCCGCAGCAUAUCCACAUUCGGCAGCUGAUUCCUUGAGGUUCCUUCAUCGGUGCGGCAAACUGAGGAGCGCGAGAGCUCCGAUCUACAGGAGCCGUGCCGAGAAAGUAUCGUGAGCAGAGCAACGUCGUCGCGGAUUGUGCUUUCAGCUGGUGGCUGGAUCCGGCCUGACCACGGCCAUUCUCGACACGCACUGUGUUAGCGUGGCCGGAGGUGGCGGCGGUGGAGACGGCGGCGGCGGAGGCAGCAGUGGCGGCGGUCGGCUGAGCCUGCACCUUCGUCCUUGCGGAGGUAGCGGUGGCGGCGGAAUCGCCGAAAGUGACAGCGCUCCGGAUUAUCCGCCGAGCGCUGCGGCAGCGCGGAGCAGGGAGGCUGCGGCGGCGGCGCUGCACGCGGCAAGAACCCUGUUGGGCGCGGGGGUGGCCAACCCUUGCUCGCCUACCCCCGAGCCGCCCUUCUGGAAGAUGCCGCAUAAAGAACUGCCGUAUAUUUUUGCGGAUGCUCCAAUUACCGCGGUUGCUUGCAAACUAUCCGACUAUCACUCGGCAAACCAGACGAUUAUAGAAAGAAGCAACUGUCAACACUGUCUACUCGCUGGUAAUUUCGAUGCGAUCAAGGAAGACUUGAUGCACGGGGGUGGUGCGGGUAUUGGCGGGGGUUCUAUGGUCGGACAGAACUCAAUAUUUGGAUGCUCGGCUGCAGGACACAGCGGGGUUAACCAGCUCGGCGGCGUUUACGUCAAUGGCCGACCAUUGCCGGACUCCACGAGGCAGAAGAUCGUCGAGCUGGCCCACAGCGGGGCCAGACCGUGCGAUAUAUCACGUAUACUGCAAGUCAGCAAUGGAUGUGUCUCCAAAAUCCUUGGCAGGUAUUACGAGACUGGCUCGAUCAAGCCACGGGCGAUCGGUGGUAGCAAGCCACGGGUGGCGACAACACCUGUGGUCAACAAAAUCGCCGACUACAAACGAGAAUGUCCCUCGAUCUUUGCCUGGGAAAUUCGCGAUCGACUUUUGCAGGAGGGUGUAUGCAAUAACGACAAUAUACCCAGCGUGUCGUCCAUUAACAGGGUACUCAGGAACCUGGCCUCGCAAAAGGAGCAACAGGCGGCUGCGGUGCAAGCGCAUCAGGGCGCUGAGAGUGUCUACGAUAAGCUGAGAAUGUUUAACGGACAGGCAGCAGGCUGGCCGCCAGCGUGGUAUUCGGCGACACCUUCUCAUCAUCCUUUGGCCACGGGAAUUCCAACAGCGGCAACUCCUGGAUCCGGUCAGUCGCUUUUGCCUGGUAGUCAACUUCACGGGCGCGAUGAUGCUUUAUUGAAGCGGAGCGAUACCGGUUCUCUAUUGUCGCAUCAGCAGGAGACAACUUCGGACGGUAAUUCGGAGCACAAUUCCUCCGGAGAUGAGGACUCGCAGGUGCGGCUGAGGCUGAAAAGGAAAUUGCAGCGCAACCGAACUUCCUUCUCUAACGAGCAGAUAGACAGCCUCGAGAAAGAAUUCGAGCGGACACAUUACCCGGACGUGUUUGCACGGGAGCGUCUCGCCGAGAAGAUCGGAUUACCUGAGGCACGUAUCCAGGUGUGGUUCAGUAAUCGCAGGGCGAAGUGGCGUCGAGAGGAGAAAUUACGGAACCAGAGGAGAGCGGCCGUCGAUCAGGUGGUGGCUGGCGGUAGCGGCGGAGGUAGCAGCGGCGCCGCGCCUCCCGCGGCCACCCCCGCAACACCACGAUUGCCCUUAAACGCCGGAUUCAACGCCAUGUACUCGUCGAUACCGCAACCAAUCGCCACUAUGCCCGACACGUAUAGUUCCAUGUCAAGCAGCCUGGGCGGAUCAAUGGGUGGAAGCUGUCUUCAGCAACGCGCCGAGGGCUACCCGGCAUACGUGUUUCACGAGCCUCUUCAUUCGCUUACGCAGUCCUAUUCUCACGCGCAUAGCGCGGCCGCGGCCGCGCACUCGCAACCUCAUCGUGGCAUCCCGACGUCUCACGGUGGCACCCCCGCGACACCGGGGGGACAACCUACCGGACCAGGUGGAGCACCCUAUCAACCGACGACUUCGACCGCGACCGGAGUGAUAUCGGCGGGAGUCUCGGUGCCGGUGCAGAUACCCUCGCAGACUCCGGACCUGACGGGCAACUAUUGGCCGAGGCUCCAGUGAUCCCAGCUCUUCGGGUUCCCGCCCGCGAGUUUGCUCGUAGGCCAGGAGAGCCCGCCGCCACCGCCGAGCGUCACCCCGGGCGCAGUGCCCCGACCGCUCCUCGCCUCCCUCGGGAUACCGACGCAGUCGACGCAGCAUCAGGCCCCUAGCACCCCGGCGACCACUCCCGUGCACAAUUCCGACACCAGUGAGUGAAACGAUUUCUCGUGACGUGCUGCGUCGCGCAGUGAUCCUUGACAAGGUGUCCUUCUUGCGCUUGGUCGCCGACGGCGAUCGCCGUCGCGACGCCCACGAGUCAGACUAGUGGAAAGAGAGGACGCUACGAAGGGCUCGCUUGACAGUUCGUUCGCGCUUGACAGCGUGACGCCGAUCGCUUCGAAGGGCGCGUAGUUAGUGUCGGUUGUGCGUGGAAUAAACUUAAUCCCGAAUUGCGAUGACGCAACCGUCUGACAUUUCUCUCCGUUGUCUCGUAAGUUGAAAAAUUUCGUUCGUUCAUUUUCGCGGAGAUUUGUUUAUUAAUGAGUAUUUUUAAAUAAUGUGGCAAAACGGUUUUAUUAGAGACAUUAUUAAAAUGCAUGUUUAAUGAAUAACUACUUUAUGCUAGCAUGCUCCGAUUUUGGUCGGGGGAUAUUUAAUUGUUCGUAAAAAUGAUGUUACUAAUCGCGUAAUUUCCUCGCAAAUCGAAUCAAUAACUCGCGUCCUCGAAUGUUUACGACCGUCAAUUUUCUGAAAGGCAAUACCUAUCUAUGAAACUAUUCCAUUAGAUUAGGAGAUAGAAUAGAUUCCUUUCCCUCUUGAACAAUUUGUAAGUUUGCCAACACCCGCAUUGACGAUCGUAAUGGAAUGUACCGUCACGAAAUUUUUGCAUGAAAGGAGCAGCAGCUCGUUGCAAUUAACUUCUCUUUGAAAUCGAACGAAAAGAUUUUUUACCAACGAUUCGAUUACAGAGCGGAAUUUUAGGGAGCACAAUAAGUUUUAUAUAAUUCGAGCUGGAACCAAUCGACUUUUACCCACCUUCCACUUCGUGUCUGAUCUAGAUUUCGUAGAUAUAUACGCAUGACCCGGGUCACGCAGGGUACUUACCUAUUCACGAUAGUGUGUGUGAUUUACGUUACGUUACCAUCUUUAUAUUAUGUCAAGGACUUUCGCGUGAAGAACCACCAACAACGGAAGAGUCUUCCUAACAAGUAUCAUAAUAAUGAAAAAUCAUUUUUUUUUUAUUUCAACGUGCACAAAUUCUCUUUUUCAUUUUUGAAAACUCGAUCGAUGUCAAGAGCGUUCAUUAAAUUUACAGCCGUUCUCGUUUUUCGGCAUCGGCGAGCUUUAUUACCGGAUUUAUUGGAUACCACCGAGCGCAUAUUGUUUGCCGCAUGUUGUAUCGGUUUCCGGCAAAUAUUUUCCUUCGUGUAAGGGCGGCCGCGAACCGCGUGGAAAUUGAAAGGGAGCCGCAGACACGUAGGCGGGCUCCCGCCGAAAUAUAUUCUCGCGAGAAUUUAGGGUGGUAGUUUCCCGAUGAGGCUGAUUUCGUUGCGGGAGGGAACGGUUGCGAGGGUUGAUAGCUGCCUGGAGGGUAGCUUUUUUCGGCGAGGCCGGCCAUCGUGUCUGCCGGCAGAUAUGGCGUCGGAAGACACCACUCUCGAGAGGAUGCCGUGGCCCUUGUCUACGUCCAUUUGUGAACAGUGUAUAUCGAUCGACGAACGGCUCGCGGAAAUCCCAGAAAGAUAUAUUCC
Messenger RNA from Camponotus floridanus (Florida carpenter ant), 4503 nucleotides. It is a transcript of the gene toy, whose product is annotated as paired box protein Pax-6. Gene Ontology annotation, molecular function: DNA-binding transcription factor activity, RNA polymerase II-specific; RNA polymerase II cis-regulatory region sequence-specific DNA binding. Lineage: Eukaryota; Metazoa; Arthropoda; Insecta; Hymenoptera; Formicidae. The record is from RefSeq and is a predicted model, not a curated record. The coding region runs from base 1085 to 2773 and encodes 562 amino acids. The transcript has 11 exons. Gene Ontology annotation, biological process: regulation of transcription by RNA polymerase II; anatomical structure development.